Molecule: messenger RNA, 2040 nt
Organism: Meleagris gallopavo (turkey)
Lineage: Eukaryota; Metazoa; Chordata; Aves; Galliformes; Phasianidae
Source: RefSeq, a predicted model, not a curated record
AUGAGGGAGGAGAGGUCGCGACAGAACCUCCGCGAGCAGAAAGGCGACGCCGCGGAAAGGCGCCAGUACCGCUGCGUCUACGUGCUGCCGUGGGGCUCGUCGCGGCUGGGCCCGCCUUACGGCGCGGCGCUCAUCGUGCUCUGCUACCUCCUGCCCUUCGCCCUCAUGUGCUUCUGCCACUACAACAUCUGCCGGGCGGUGCGGCUGGCCGAGAGCCGCGUUAGGCCCCUGGCCACCUACGGGAAUCUGCUGCGUGCCUACGGGGAGAUGCGCACGGCCACCACCGUCCUCAUCAUGAUCGUCUCCAUCAUCUGCUGCUGGGGGCCUUACUGCAUCCUGGGGCUGGCAGCCGCUGCUGGCCGCCUGCCCUUCUCGCCCACCAUGGACGCGGUGGCCAGCGGAAUGGCCUGGGCCAACGGGGCCAUCAACCCACUCAUCUACGCCGCCCGCAACCCCAACAUCUCCGUGCUGCUGCGACGCAGCCGCGAGGGCGGCUACAGGACUAGGAACAACGUGGCCGCCUACCUCUCGGCCUCGGGCCGCCGGCCAGUGCCCCGCAAUCGGGCCGAGCGCGUACGGGAGCGCUAUGUCAACCGGCACGGCGGGCCCCCGGGGAGUGCCCCGUCCUCAUCCGGCCCGGCGAACGGAGGAGAGGUGGCCAUGUGGGCCUGCAAGAACCCGGCCGUGCUCUUCUGUCGGGAUGGACAGCCUGACGCCGUCUCCGAGGCUGCUUUGCAGGGCAGAGUAGACACCGUCAACACCAGCCUCUAAUGGGGUUGAGGGCUGGGAUAGCGGCAUCGGGCCCUGGGGCAGUCUCCCUGAGGAACCGUUGGUAGCCGCGGAUCUCUUGGAAAUCAGGGAGAUGGGCCUGCAUGAGCCAUAGUGUGAUUUCUUCUCCAUCAUGCAAGCUCUGAUUCGGCAGUCUGCUCUGUAAGCAGAGAGAGAUGCCAGGGAAAGGAUGUGCCCCUUUCAUCAGGCUUGGUGCAGUGGUGACGGCCACUGAGCAUCAAGAGUUUGACCGCAUGAGCGAUUGCUCCAGUCCUGCAGAAAGUGCCCAACUGGAGCUGCGGGGCAAACACACAAACAGCCUGAGGCUGUGUGAGCUGUUUGCUAAGUGCCAGCACAGCCACCGAGAGCUGAGCACUGGCAGCUGGAGCACACUCAGAGAACACCACACUGUGAAAACCGCAUCACGGCAGGAAAAUGUUGCUUUAACCCAUUGUAUGAGGCAGUGCAGAAUGUCAUAGGGUAUGGGACAGGCUAAAAAGUGAUUUGUGAAGAUGAUUAUUUAAAUUUCUAAGCAAAACAAAGCAGUGAUUGUUGUGACAGAUGCCUGCGGAGAAGGAAGAUGUGUGGCGCUGGGAGGGAGGGAAAGGAAGAUGAAAUAUGUCAGAAUUUCAACAGCCUUUUAUUUAUGGGUACAGUCAGUAUAAAAUACUGUGAGUGUGGGAAACUGAGAGCUCUGCAGGCAGAGGAAAAGGAGUGGGUGUAGUGCGUUGUAUUAAAUGGGCACAAGGUGUACUCUGAGCUCAGCAGAUGUGUCUCACAUCUCCGAUGAUUUAACUGUGCUUAGAGAAGCCAUGCAAGAGUGGUGAGUGUCUGAAAGGAGAGGCACAACAGUGCCAUGUGUGCUUGCUGUGCUUAAGCAUGUGAAGAUGUGCAUAUGCAGAGAACAGACUGUGUUGUAUCAGUGGCAAGCAUCUGUAACUGGAAUCUGAUAUUCAAAAACUAGCUCUGUUUAUUUGCCACUGGAUAAAAUGAAGGUAACACCAGGAAAUCGAAGUGCAUUUGCAAAGUGCAAAUUCAUGAGAGCUUAUCUGUAUGAUAUUUUUGCCCACAGGCUCAGAGUCCUAACGCCUUAAUCAGUGUUCAAACUCAGAGAUUGUUUUAAAUGUGAGAGGCAGGCAGUAUUUUUCUUGUAUGGUCUUCAGAAAUAUAGUGCUGCUGUUCUAUGGCUUUUUCACCUGAUUGUGACUCAAGUGAACGUACCGUCAUUAUUUUGCAGUGAGACAAGAAAUAAAUUAUCUUUUAUGCAGGAGA